ACUUUUGCAGCUUUUUUUCCGACGUGCUCCCGUGCUCCGCGUCCUUCCCCGGGCCGCCGCGGGGAGCUCGCUGCGCCUCCCUCUCCCUCCCCAAACCCGGCUCCUUGGGCAGCAAUGGCAGGCAGCAUCACCUAGCGCCCUGCGCGGCGGCCCGGACGGAGGGGGGCACCGACGAGAUCACCCCCGAGACCCCCCCCCCCCCAAAAGUCUCCUUCCCCCCUCACCUGCCCGCGGCCCCCGAGCCCCGCCAUGGGCCGGCCGCGCCGCCGGGCCCCGCAGCGCCCGCAGUAGCGGAGCGGGGGCUGCCCCCCAAAGCCCACCAUGAGCGCGGCCACCGGCAGGAAGGGGCCGGCAGCCGAGAGCCGCGCACCGGGGGUGGCGGAGGGGAGCGCGGUGCGGGAGCUCUCCCCGAGGAAGAGGCCGGCGGCCGCCGCCGAGGAGCGCUGCGCCAGCCGCCCGCCGCCCGAGGGCGCGGGGGCCGCCGCCGGCACCGAGCCGCGGCCGCUGGAGCGGGCGGCGGCGGCGGCCGGGGGCUGGUGCCGGAGCUGCCAGGCUCAGCUGGCCGAGCUGCGGAGGCAGGCGGCGAGGCUGGCGGCCGGAGGCUGCCCUCCCAACGCCCCGCCGGACCCACGAUUAUCAGCUUUAAUUUUUGACAAGCUUCAAGUGCCUGACUAUUUACAGAAAAACAGGAAUGAAGGAGAGAGCAGAUGCGAAACCUGUGCCACUCACUUGAACCAGCUGAAGCAGGAAGCCAUUCAGAUGAUGCACACCCUCAGUCAAGCCAGCUACCCAGAAAUGCCCGACCUCCCACCCGGCGCCACGGCAGUGACCAGCAUGGUACCAAGGGUGGUCACUGUCUCUUCGCAGAGGGACCUGCCACUCAUUGCUGGGCAGGUGGGCAGACAGCCUGGAAAAUCACCGAAUCUCUUCUCUGGGGCAGAGAGGAAGAAGGGACUUGGAUGGUCUCAAGGCACAGGCGGUUUUCCAAAUUCCAGCGUUCAAGUCACGGUGGCCCCCAGUGGCCUCAGUGGUGCUCUGAGUUCAGUCACCAUCCAAGCUCAGCAGUACCUUGAAGGCAUGUGGAGUAUCUCCAGGGUGAACAGCUUCCUGCCUCAGGCUUGUCUAGCAGAAACAGCAUCAGAAAGUGGCCGGGAUGGACCCAGCGUUCAGGUCAGCUCAGGGCAGAACAACUCGGACCCCACGGGAACAGGUGGCUCAGUGGCCUCCCAGAGCUUGGUGGCUCCAUCCGGGGUCUCGGCAGGUACCUCAGCUGCAGCUUCAUUCUUCAUAAGAGCAGCACAGAAGCUUAACCUGUCUUCGAAGAGAAAGAAAUACCAUCCACCCCUGCCACACACACACGACUUCUCUAUUUAUGCUACUAACUUUAGUGGCAUCCUGCAGCUCUGUCCUCCCCCAGCACCACCAUGCCUUCUGAGAGCUGUGUCCAAAAUCAAGGACAACCCUGGCAUUGGAAAGGUGAAAGUGAUGGUAAGAAUUUGUCCUUCUCAAGGAGCACAUGAAACAUCUGAAUCCAUGUCCUUCCUAAAGGUGGAUCCACGAAAAAAGCAAAUCACUCUUUAUGAUCCAGCGGCAAGCGGGCCUUCCAACAUAGGUCACAGGAGGGGUGUUGUUGCUGUUCCAAAGAUGUUUGCCUUUGAUGCAGUUUUCCCACAGGAUGCUUCACAGGCUGAGGUAUGCUCUGGAACAGUAGCAGAAGUAAUCCAGUCUGUUGUGAAUGGUGCAGAUGGUUGCAUAUUUUGCUUUGGUCAUGUCAAGCUUGGAAAAUCUUUUACCAUGAUUGGGAAAGAUAGUUCCACACAAAGCCUUGGUAUCAUCCCCUGUGCAAUUUCUUGGCUCUUCAAAUUAAUCAAUGAACGUAAAGAAAAAACUGGGACACGUUUCUCUAUUAGAGUAUCUGCUGUGGAGAUCAGUGGCAAAGAUGAAAACCUUAAGGAUUUGUUAGCUGAAGUAGCCAGUGGCAGCCUUCAGGAUGGCCAGUCUCCCGGAGUUUAUCUGAGAGAAGAUCCAAUAUGUGGAACGCAGCUUCAAAACCAAAGUGAGCUAAGGGCCCCGACAGCAGAGAAAGCUGCAUUUUUCCUUGAUGCUGCACUUGCUGCCAGAAGUACCAGCAAACCUGAAUGUGAGGAAGAAGAUAGGAGAAAUUCACACAUGCUCUUUACUCUUCACAUAUACCAGUAUCGCAUGGAGAAGAGUGGCAAAGGAGGAAUGUCUGGAGGACGCAGCCGUUUGCAUCUCAUUGAUCUAGGAAGCUGUGAAAUGCUGAGCAAGAGCCGAGAUGGAGGAGGCUCUCUGUGUUUGUCUCUCUCUGCCCUGGGCAAUGUAAUUUUGGCCUUAAUUAAUGGUGCUAAGCAUGUGCCAUAUAAGGACAACAAGUUGACAAUGUUGUUGAGGGAAUCACUUGGAAACAUCAACUGCAGAACUACUAUGAUUGCGCAUAUUUCUGACUCCCCAGUCAAUUAUGCAGAAACUCUCACCACCAUUCAGCUUGCAUCACGAAUCCACCGAAUGAGAAAGAAGAAAUCCAAGUAUGCAUCCAGCUCAUCUGGAGGAGAGAGCUCAUGUGAAGAAGGACAUGUCAGAAGACCUCCCCAUCUGCGACCAUUCCACCCACGAACGGUUGCCCUUGACCCUGACCUUCCUGUCCUGAGUAUAUCUAGUGAUCCUGAUUAUUCUUCUAGCAGUGAACAGUCUUGUGAUACUGUCAUCUACGUUGGUCCCAAUGGUGCAGCUUUGUCUGACAGGGAAUUGACAGAUAAUGAAGGUCCUCCGGAGUUUGUUCCCAUAAUCCCAUCCCUGAACAAGAAGAGAAGUAAAGACAAUUCUGCUACUGGUAGGAGUUCUGACAAGGACCAUUUUAAAUGCAACACUUUUGCUGAACUGCAAGAAAGGUUAGAGUGCAUUGAUGGAAGUGAGGAACCCAUCAGAUUUGCUUGUGGAGAAAUCUCUGUUGCGUCCAAUUGUAGUCCAUUGCCUGGAGGUACAGAAAAUGCACAGUCUAAACUGAUAAAGGAAAAAAUAUCUCCUCCUUCUGGAGGAUUUAAGAAACCAGUUCCACAAGAAACUGCAUCUCCAAAAAAAGGACAUAACCUCCCUUUCCAGACUGUUGCACCAAAGGGUGGCAAUGGUAAUUGUCAUGAGAAGAACACACCUCACUUGAAAACAGAGCUUUCCAACCCACAGAGCAGAGCUGACAGUAAAAUAACAGUACUGGAGGGAGAGAGAGAGACAAUCACUGAUUCCCUGCAGUCCUCAAGGUGUAGCCCUUCAAAGAAUCUGGAGCAGAAUAAAGCUACAGCUGGCUGUGUCACUAAAGAAAAGUCCUUGUAUGCGAAGAGACCCUUGCCAAGUCCAGCACCCCCGCCUCCACAGCAGAAAGAGCAGGUGCCAGGCCCCAGUGCUCAGAGUUUGGAGCUGGACAAUAGCAGUGCAGUUCGCACUCCUCCUGUGGGAAUGAGCAAGCAGAUGGCAAGCAAACCUGAGCAGAACCCCCAAGGAAGCACAUUUCUGGUUGGUAGUAAUGCCCAGAAUCAGUCAGGUGCUAUAGAGGUACACAGCUUCCGGUCAGCGUUCAGAGGUAAAUGUUUUGAUCGGGAUAUACUAACCACCACGGUGACUUUGCAGCAGCCUGUUGAGCUGAAUGGAGAGGAUGAACUUGUUUUCACUGUGGUGGAAGAACUGUCCAUCAGCGGGAUUAUGGAUAACGGAAGACCUUCAAGUAUCAUUAGCUUUAACAGUGACUGCUCCCUUCAGGCUCUUGCAUCGGGUUCGAGGCCAGUUAGUAUUAUCAGCAGCAUAAACGAUGAGUUUGAUGCUUAUACCUCACAGGAAACUUCUACUGGUGUAAAUAUUGAUAUUGUUGUGCCCUUUGCUAAGGAUCCCUUUACCAGCAGCAGACGUUCCUCCAUCAGUUCAUGGCUCAGUGAAGUCAGCAUCUGUACAAUUGAAAGUGAUGGAGCCCAGUCUAGUGACAGUUUUGUUGCUCAGUCAUCUUACAGCUGUAACAAGUCUGAGGAACCAUUCAACUUGGAUUCACCCAAUUCAUCUGUCCCCCUAAAAAGCGCUCUGAAUGACAGUGGAUUUUGCUUCUCUGAACUGGACAGUGAGAGCAUGAAUUCUAGCAAGCUGUCCUCAGGCUUUGGCAAAAGCCCUCAAACCUCUGAAACUACCAAAGCAUCUCAGAUUAAAAGUGCUUUUUGUGUCACUGAUCAGCCUGUAAAAAUAAAAUGUGGUAAUUCUUGCGAUACACCUGUAAUAGAAACAAUACAUUCUAGUCUUCCUAGGAAAACAAAAACUACCUCGUCUCCAAUCCACAAUAAUACUGUCCUUAGCUAUAAAGAGCUGCAGAAUCCACAUUGCAUAUUUGAAGAUCCCUGGCUGUUGCGCACAGAUAAUCAGCUGGAAACGAAACCUGCAGAUGCAUUGCUGUCUCCAAAAUCUCACACAUUUGGUACUGAGAAGCAGCCAGGAAAAGCUGCCCAGUAUUUUGGUGCAGCAUCUGGGCCAACGAAGUCACAGACUAUGCUCACCUGUUCGCAGAGGGUUGUAGAUGGUUGUGAAAUGGCCUGCAAAUCCUCCAGCGGAGCUGCAAAGAAGUCAGAAGCUGUGAUGAAGAUGCCACAGCUGAAGAGAGGAGCCACCACACUGGGAGUGAUGCCAGUAUCGCAUGCUAACAGUAGUUUGUCGGAGGCCAUCACCCGAGGGAAUUCGGAUGCUCCCAUGGCCACUGGCAGCUUGAAAUCUUCACUGGGAAAGAAGAGUGUGCCACAGAAGUCAAGCUUGUUGCCCAGGCCAGGUGGGCCAACACCUCCAACACCUCCCGUACGCAAAUCGAGCCUGGAGCAGAAACCUGUCGCUCUGGGAAAUGGUGGGGGAAAAGCCACCAGCUUGGACUUUGCCAGAGCUGCCACACCAAAGGUUGAGGAUGAAAUGGAUUUGCGUUUGAAAGCUGGGUCUUACUUCAGUGAAAGUGCCAGCAGUAGAAUGAACCUGAAGGGUGACCACUCUUUGCCUAAGAUGACAUCAAGCUUGAAGGCGAAGGCAUCAAAGAGUGAAGCCGUGCACCGCUACGGAAGCCACAUGUCCCUGGAGAGGUGUGACAGCCUGACAUCAGUCGGAUCCAAAGCAAAUGUGGCGAGGGAAAAUGGGAACCCUGGAAACAGCCGGACAGGACGCUCUGUCCCUAGGCUGGGCAUCCCCCCUGUUGCCUCUGGUGUGGCUUUACCACCACCCUUCACCACCCCUGCACCUGGAAAAAACAGCCAGGUAAAACCCACAGCUAACCAGAAGGUCCAAGCCAGUGGGAAUAAAAACCGGGGCCUCUCUGCCAGUGGGUCAAAGUCUCUCAGCUCCUCCGUGAAGUCCCUGGCGCAGCCCGCGGGGAAGGGCUCUGGCGUGGCCCCUAGUGGGAAGGCGGCCCCCCGCUCUGUGCAGCCUGUCAGUGGCAAACCCGGCCGAGGGACCAUCAUGGGGACCAAGCAGGCCAUGAGGGCGGCCAACAGCCGUGUGAACGAGCUGGUGUCAGGUGGCUCUGUCAAGGUGGGCCACUUCCGAGGCUCCACUGACUCUGACAGUGGCAAUGACAGCGGCAUUAACCUCAGUGACGAGAAGUCGCAGGUCCCGGUGCUGCCGUCUCCCUACAGCAAGAUAACGGCACCCCGGCGGCCUCAGCGGUACAGCAGCGGGCACGGUAGUGACAACAGCAGCGUCCUAAGCGGGGAGCUGCCGCCAGCCAUGGGGAGGACGGCUCUCUUUUACCACAGCGGUGGCAGCAGUGGCUAUGAGAGCAUGAUUCGGGACAGCGAGGCCACUGGCAGUGCCUCCUCGGCGCAUGACUCCAUGAGUGAAAGUGGGAUGUCGUCGCCGGGCCGGAUGAGGAGCCUCAAGUCUCCCAAGAAACGAUCAACAGGUCUCCAGCGUCGUAGACUGAUUCCUGCUCCAUUGCCAGAUGCUGCCUCACUAGGAAGAAAACCCAGUGUCACUGGCCAAUGGGUUGACCUACCACCUUUGCCAGGCACUUUAAAAGAGCCAUUUGAAAUUAAAGUUUAUGAGAUUGAUGAUGUGGAACGAUUACAGCGACACAGACAAGAGGAAACUGAGGGUCUGAUGUAUUUCCAUACCAAGCUGAAGAUACUAGAGAGGCGCCAGCAGCGAAUCAGAGAAGUAAAGGCAAAGCAUGAGUUUUUGAAGGAAGAGUUGGAGGAGACAAAGUGCAGGUUGAUGAUGGAUCCAAAUAAGUGGAAAGAAGACUUUGAAGUGGAUCCUGAUCUUGAUAAGGAGUCACAGGAAUACCUCGAGGCACUGGAACAAGUGACAGAGGAACUGGAGCAGUGUGUUAAUCUUUGCAAGUCACACAUCAUGAUAGUGACGUGUUUUGAUAUUGGAAUAACAGAUGUACAAGAUGGAGUAAGGGAAGUGGAAGUUUGAAGAGAGGUUUUUUAAGGGACUGAAGGAAGUGAAGCUGGAUCGUCCGACAUGAAGUAAAGAGAUGAAGUCGCUGGAAAGUGAAGGAGGAAAGGUGAAGACUAAAAAGCAACAAUGAAUGUUGUAGGAGAAAGAAACAGAUGAGGGGAUGGGAAUGUUCAUAAAUCAUUUGGUGCCUCAACGUGACCUGAACUGUACAAAGAUAAAAGUAGGAACAAGUACUGCUUCUGCCAGAUGGAAGCGAAGAAAUUUACAAACCAAGACAUUAAAAAACAAACAUACAAUGGAAGUGCCUUUAAAGAUCAUUUGAUUUUCAUUUUUGUAUUUGGUGCUAGAAUUAAAGCCAGCAAACCUAAGCAGACCACAAAAUGUAUUCCUACGAAAUAUUUUAUACUGUAUAGUGUAUUUAUGACUAUAUGUAAAAAAAAAAAAAAAAACAAAAAACCACAAAAAACAGCAUUGUAGCAAAAGCAAUAAGUAAAUUAUGUUUUCAUACCUGAACUUGCCUUCUUGUUUCAUAGAAAAGCUGUUUUAUGUAGCAGAAUUAAAAUUGUAUUAUAAUUGUUUUCUUGGUUAGGGUUCAAGAUAUUUUUAUGAACAUUUAUCUAUUGAAAAGGUGUAUUAUGGCAUUUUGAGAUGAUUGUUUUACCUUCAGGUUUUGUAUUAUUACUUUUUCAGAUCAAAAUAAAUGUUUGUUUUCCAUUUUAUAUAUACAUAUAUAGAUAUAUAUUAACUGCUUACCUACUUUCUUGGUUACUAACCUCACUUAUCACAGACCUGGUCUUUUUGGAGUCGUUAACUUAAGGUGAGGAUGUCUACAAAGGGCACUGUGGUUUGUUUUGGUUUUCUUUUUUCCUCUUUGACUGCAGGAAUUGAGAAUUAUGUUUAUUACCAAAACCAUAAAACAAACAAAAAAAAAAGGAAACAAAGUUUUUGUAAAUGUUAAGUUAGGUCCAUAUUUUUAUAUAGUUUUGACUAUAAAUAUAGCAUUUGCAUUUUGAACUUUUAAGACAAAUAGUAUAUCUUUUUACAGUUUUUCUAAGGAAGGCAAACCCUCAGGAUCAAGUUUAUACAUGCUGCAUGAGAUUUGUGCUUUUUUGAAGGAGGCCACUUAAGUGUGGGAACUAUUGAUAAAUUGUUGCCAAACAAAUACUUUUGAAAAGGUUUAAUAGUGUAUGUAAUACCACAUUUCAUAAUGAAUCAUAUUUUCUGAUCAUCUUCCUUUUUAUGGUUUUUUCAAGUCCUUUGUACAAAUAUGUAUUAUAACAGCUUGCUUCAGUUUUUAUCUGUGAAUAAAAGAUACAUCUAUUGUUACGA
This is a messenger RNA of Cygnus olor (mute swan), 7758 nucleotides long. RefSeq names its product kinesin family member 26A (gene KIF26A). Lineage: Eukaryota; Metazoa; Chordata; Aves; Anseriformes; Anatidae. The record is from RefSeq and is a predicted model, not a curated record. Gene Ontology annotation, biological process: microtubule-based movement. Gene Ontology annotation, molecular function: microtubule binding; ATP binding; microtubule motor activity.